This is a messenger RNA of Oncorhynchus gorbuscha (pink salmon), 3659 nucleotides long. Its product is annotated as MDM2 binding protein. The transcript has 23 exons. Bases 99 to 2792 code for a protein of 897 amino acids. Gene Ontology annotation, biological process: protein localization to kinetochore; regulation of protein ubiquitination; traversing start control point of mitotic cell cycle. Gene Ontology annotation, cellular component: kinetochore. Lineage: Eukaryota; Metazoa; Chordata; Actinopteri; Salmoniformes; Salmonidae. The record is from RefSeq and is a predicted model, not a curated record.
AGAGAGCGCGCGGAAAUGAAUUUUAUAAUACGAAAAAAAGUCCACACAACUUUUUAUUGACAUUUAUACUGAACACUGAUGGUAGAGUAUUCAGAGGAAUGGAUCGGUACGUGCUAGUUGUUUCUUUUCACCAAGAAGAGGAUAAAUGCGCGAAGGCAUUGGAGGCUGCCAAACAGAUCUAUGAUAAACUGGGGAGCAUCGCCAGUUGUAAUUCAAAACGGAGGGUUUCUCUGUUUCCAGCCUGCUCUCUGAGUGGUGGUCCAGCCUCACAGAGGUGGUAUUUUGCUGUCCAGACAUGCCAUGGGACAUCUCAGUUCUGCAGUACAGAGUGGGAGGAGCUGGGUAGUUGUCAGAAGAACGAUGAGCAGGAGGAACGCCCCAGCACUAUGGAGGCCUGUCUCAGUGCUCUGGAUGAGCAGGAGGAGAAGAGUGACCAGCCUGACCCACAGCAGACACAGUUGUAUGAAGAGGCAGCAGAGGGAUUACACCUGUUAUCAGACCAGCUUCCCCCUCCAGGAAAAGCUCUGUUAGAUGUGAUAUUUCUGGGUUUUGCUGAAGAAGCUCCUAAGCUGAAGGACUUCCUCCCUGUGAUUGGCUCGUUGAAACACAUGCAGACAUGGCACACAGCCAAGAUGACCAUAGUGACUGAACACCAAGCUGGGUGGCAAAAGCCAGCCUCUAACCUGUCAGCCAGAGUAGUACAUCCCAGUAGCAUCAUGACCUGUAUUGAUGAGAGGGAGUUAUGGAGAGGAGGUGUUCUCAUCAGAGAGAAAAAGUUUGCCUCUGAGGUGAGGUUUGAAGGCUUCUCCCUCCGAGCCCAGGAUAGAGAGACAUGGUACAGCCUGCUGCCUUCUGAUCCAGGAUCCCAUAACAACUCUGACCACAAGCUACACUCAGAGACCAACUCUGACCACAAUCUACAGUCGGAGGUGUUCCAUUACUUCCGGUCUGUUCUAGACCUGGUUCAGUUGGUGACGGUGUCAGAUAUUCCCAGCUUCCUGCGCUCCAGCACAGAGUUUCACCUAGAACUAUCCUCCAAAUCACUGAGAGAUGAACGGCUCCUUGAUCAGUUCAGAUCACUGUCUGGAAAGGUAGGGGCACUGUUCUCUCUAUCCUGUACGGUCAGCUCCAUGGCUCUACCCCCUGCCUCUCAGCUCAGCUCCCAGAAGUGGAAGGACUUCAUGGCUAAGAGACCCAAGACCCUGCCUGUUCCAUAUGUGGAGGUGAAGGGUGAGAGCGGACACCACUUCCUGUUGGUCCAGGGGUCAGAGGGCGGAGGCUGCAAGGCCCGCAUGAUACACUCAGCCAAUCGGAUCAACGGAGCCGCUGCCAUGGCAACCGUCAAUGGGCUUCUGAAAGAGAAUUCAGUGUCGUCUUCAGUUUCCACCACGACAGACUGGCUGCGCUCCCUGCCCUGUCUCCAUGGAGACCAACUGCUACAGAGGGAGAGGAAGUUGGCCGAGGUGCAGACUCUGGUCCUAAAGGAGUGCCUGAGACGUAGAGAAGAGGCAGAGAAGCCAGCUUCAAUACCAGUCAAUGACCUGAAGAUCUUGCUCAGCCUGGCCAGAGAACAGUACCUCAAGAUGCAUGACUCUACCCUGCCUAAAGCCUCUACCCUGCCUAAAGACUCCAGUCUGCCCAGAGUUGAGCCCUGUGGAGCAGAGGAGGUGAACCUCACUACGAAGACUACAGAGUUCAUUAAACACUCCCAACAUGCUGAUUGGCCAGAGAGAAGUGUUCUGCAGAACUAUGAGAACCUCCAGAGGACUCGUCAGAAGCUGAGGUUUGGUCUGCUGUCUGGCAGCUCAUCUGACUGUCUACUGGGGCCUAAAGACGUCCAGGGUCAGAGAACCACCCCAGCCUUGCUGGAUGCCAAAGAGCUGCUUAGACACUUCACACCAGACGGCCUGCCCACCGGAGAUCUGCAGCCUCUAUUAGUCCAGAGACUAGGGGGAAAUACAUUCCAGAUGUCUCCAGACUUGACCCCCAGGAAAGUGACCCAGAUCCCCUUCAGCCAAGCAGCCAGCUCCCACUACCAUGGACUAGAGUUUUGUCUGGACGAGCAGGGCCACAAGGCCUUGGACCGGGACCAGGGCUUCGUCCGUCUGCAGUCUCGUCUGAUUCGCUACGAGACCCAGACCACCUGCUCCAAGGAACCUUGUCCCGUCCCCUUCGCCUUAAGCCCCGCCCCCUCGCCGGCCGUGCUGUCUGAACCAGGAAGUGUCCCGGACGGAGAGGCCCUCCUCAACUCUGACCUGCCCAGGAUCAAGAGACGAUCCUGGGAUACAGACGCCACCCACCCCCAUAAGAGGCUGGCCAAGUCGGAGAGUAGUGAGUCCCUGGGCUCUGUGUGCAGUGGCAGCAGUGGAACUGAUACCCACCCAGCUGUGAGAGGCUUGAGACUGCAGAAAACCAGGUCUCAGUCCUCCUCCUCCUCUGUCUCAGCCCUAAGAAUGGGCCCCCGGGGGCCAGAGAAGCACCACCCUGACCCCCAAAACAGCCACAGAGCCCCCCAGGCCCAGGGACAGGCAGAGGACAAGGCCAGCAAGGAGUCUCGCUCCCAGAAACAUGCCCGGAUGCUAGAAGAGGUUGUGGCGAAGACGCUGAAGCAUCAUGGGAUCACCGGAGAACACGAGAAUCUUGCCGCCUGCAGUCAAAGACUGUUUGAAAUCUCCAAAUUCUAUCUGAAGGAUCUGAAGACGUCCAGGGGCCUUCAUGAGGAAAUGAUGAAAGCAGCCAGCAGCAAUGCCAAGCAGGUCAUCGACUGGGUUACGGAGCGGGCCUCUAAGUGACGAGGGAACGAUCACUAGUGGUUUUAGACUGGUUUUAUAGUCACGGCAAACCGCAAACAUCAGUGGAAUGUAGUUUCACCACAGGAGACAUCAGUACAGUCUGUCAGGGUGUGAACGUGUGAUUAGCAGGUUUGUUUGUGUCUUAAGAACCUCAGUGACUGUCAGUUGCCAGGCAACCAUUCAUUGUAAUUCCAUUGUUUGUUUGUGUCUUAAGAACCUCGGUGACUAUCAGUUGCCAGGCAACCAUUCAUUGUAAUUCCAUUGUUUGUUUGUGUUUUAAGAACCUCAGUGACUAUCAGUUGCCAGGCAACCAUUCAUUGUAAUUACAUUGUUUGUUUGUGUCUUAAGAACCUCAGUGACUGUCAGUUGCCAGGCAACCAUUCAUUGUAAUUACAUUGUUUGUUUGUGUCUUAAGAACCUCAGUGACUGUCAGUUGCCAGGCAACCAUUCAUUGUAAUUACAUUGUUUGUUUGUGUCUUAAGAACCUCAGUGACUGUCAGUUGCCAGGCAACCAUUCAUUGUAAUUACAUUGUUUGUUUGUGUCUUAAGAACCUCAGUGACUAUCAGUUGCCAGGCAACCAUUCAUUGUAAUUACAUUGUUUGUUUGUGUCUUAAGAACCUCAGUGACUGUCAGUUGCCAGGCAGCCAUUCAUUGUAAUUCCAUUGUUUGUUUUAAUGAGUUCUCUCUUAUGUUGUUUUAAUAGGAAAUUCCACAAACUGGGAGGUUUGUCUUUUAGAUGUGUUUACAUGGUUUAUUUAACAUGUGUGUAUGUCUCUGUUUGUUGUAAAUUGGUAGAAUUGUAGAUAUCACUAUUUCUUUUAGUUGAGCCAUCAAUUUGAUGAAAUAUAAUAAAAUGUGUUUUGUGA